UGCUAAAAGCUAGUGGUGGUGUGUGAUUGGUAGGGAGUGGAGAAGCGUGUUUUUGUCUGUUGAAGAUCAGCAGCACUGAGGGGCUGAGGAGCUGCUCUCGUUCUGAUUAUCAGCAUUUUUUUCAUUUUUGUACAAUUCAAAAAAUUAAGAUACUAAAGCUGAGACUGAUCUACAUAAGGAAUCAGUUUUAUUGAUCGUCUCUCUGUCUGAUCUUCUGUCACAACUGCACGGAAGAGAAGUUGCCAUGGAAACAGUUCUCUUCUUCUAUUCGCUGCUUGUGUAUGUAGCUGCUGCAUCAGAGUCCACUGAACAGGAUGGAAAGGAGCGUAAAUUGGCCCCGUUUGAAUAUGAUUAUGAGAGUUUGAGGAUUGGAGGUUUGGCGUUUGCUGUGGUUCUCUUCGCUCUGGGCGUCCUCCUCAUCCUCAGCCGAAGAUGCCGCUGCAGUUUUAACCAGAAACCCCAGAGAGCUCCAGGUGAUGAAGAGGCUCAAGCAGAAAACCUUAUGGUGGCCAAAGAUAAGGAAACGCCAAAAGCUGAGAACUGAGACAUGACCUGAGAAACACAGCUGUCUUUGAAGAACAUUUCUGCAAACAUGAUGAUGAUGCUAAAGCUGAUUACGGUCCAUGGCUGUUCGAUGGAGGAAUGAAAGUUGCUGAAGGAGACUUCAGGCCGGUGUCUUGUAUAUAGCGCUUAGUCCUGUCACGUGACCAGUUACUGUAUUACUGUGUAAUGUCUUUUUCCGUAACUUCUUGCACCAGUUCGUACAAAGUAAGUUGUUGUAGAGAAACUAGCCACUACUGCCGAGUGUUCUAAUAGCUAGUGCUCUUCCCCGGCUAAGCUCCUGUGUUCGGUUUAACUGUAGGGUCCACGUUUAGUUUAAUGUCAACCUUUUUUAUGUCAAAGUGCUAUUAAUAGUGUGCUCACUCUCGUUAUAUGUCUACUGUUAAAACAUACAUAUGUUUACAUAUAUUGCAGAACUGUUAAAACAUGCAUUAUUAUGACUAUACCUUACACACAAUAUGUGUGUGUUUGUGUGUGCGAAUGCGUGUUUUGAGCUUGUGAAUGUGUGUGUGUGUGCAUAUAUCUGAAUGAGCCGCCAAUCAUACAGGUUAUUGACAGUGCGUGUGGGCACGCCUCCUCCUGACAAUCUGAUAACUGCAGCACCUACAGUUUAAACAGAAGCACAUAAAAACACUUCAACUGCUGCACCACCGGGGGCGCCGCACCACUGUUCUCUUAAUCAGCUACUACACUGCCCAGCUCUGUGCCUGCAUAACAGGACCUGUGACCCGUAGGCCGCAGGAGCCCUUCGCCUCACCAUAGUGCCGCUGACCCGUCCUCCACCCCUCUCUGCACAUGUAGCGUUUACACCCACUCUCCUCCAACUGCAUAUUCAGCUCCAGAUGUUCUACUGUUCUGUGAAAUCAAGCUGUCAGUCUGAUUGGAGAUGGUGUGCUUCAGUGUGUAUCUGUCCACCCACAUGUUACUUGUGACUACGAACCUAAGAUUAGUAGAUGUACAGGUCAGUUUAAGAAAAGAAAACAUCAAUUUACCAUUUUAGCAUGGACAUAUUCUGAAUCAUCCAGUCAGGUACGAUGCUAAGUAUUUUAGAAAAAGCUGUGUUCAUUAGAGAAAAGUACUUCUAUGAAUAUUCUACACAUCUUUGUGCAGCUGUAUUGUAUGGCCGCAUUUUGUGCUUUUAAAUACCCAAUAAAGUCGGACAGAAUUCA
Molecule: messenger RNA, 1730 nt
Organism: Astyanax mexicanus (Mexican tetra)
Lineage: Eukaryota; Metazoa; Chordata; Actinopteri; Characiformes; Acestrorhamphidae
Gene: fxyd6
Product: FXYD domain containing ion transport regulator 6
Exons: 9
Coding region: 245-544 (99 amino acids)
Biological process (GO): regulation of sodium ion transmembrane transporter activity
Cellular component (GO): membrane
Molecular function (GO): sodium channel regulator activity
Source: RefSeq, a predicted model, not a curated record